UCCAAAUCGAAUCUAUUCAAACUGGCAUUUAAAUCCACACGAGUGAAGACCUCAAUAGACUAACUUACAAAAUCGCGCGGACUCCUGUUCGCGGUGUUACGAGAGUACUGUAGCCUUCACUUCGUUGGGAAACGGGUUUCCAAGGAAUAAUUCGGCCAUAUGCAGCGGUACCACGCCCGGAGUGGAGACUUUUAACACGGGGCCAACACCAUUCAUGCAAAUAUUCCCAACCACUAGUUCAUAGACGGGGGACUUUAGAAGAGGAACUACUGUGUUGUGUUGACUUUCAAUAUUGAACGCCAAAUAUAAAACAGUCUGCAAUGGAGUUAUUAAAUCCAAAGGAUCUGUUGCGUUCCUAAAACAGAUAAACCGCAUCAGGAUUUCAGCCACCGUUACGUGUCGAAUACUGUAACACUUUUCCAACCGCUGCAGAAAUAUUAAGUGUACAAAUGACGGUUUAUGAUUUGGAUUCUUUCCUCAACGCGCUCCAGGGAAACACUUUAUCUGGCUUUAUCUAAACGCCUGCAUUUGAGUUGGAACGGGCGUUCUUUCGAUGGAACUGCUGAAAAGCUCCGAAUUGUGAACCGUCGCGGAGAAUCAUGACGCUGGACAGCAUCCUGGCGUGCUGCCUCAGCGAGGAGGCGAAAGAAGCGCGACGGAUCAACGACGAGAUCGAGCGGCAGCUGCGCCGCGACAAGAAAGACGCUCGACGCGAGCUCAAACUGCUUCUGCUGGGAACUGGAGAGAGUGGGAAAAGCACCUUUAUUAAACAGAUGAGAAUCAUUCAUGGCUCAGGCUACUCGGAAGAGGACCGGAGAAGCUUUACCAAGCUGGUCUAUCAAAACAUCUUUACAUCUUUGCAGGCCAUGAUACGGGCAAUGGAUACUCUCCAGAUCCACUACAGAUAUGAACGUAAUAAGGCCAAUGCAAACAUUGUCAGAGAAGUAGACGUAGAGAAGGUCUUCUUGUUCGUCAGCCCCUAUGUAGAUGCCAUCAGGAGUUUAUGGAAUGACCCAGGAAUUCAGGAGUGUUAUGACCGGAGGAGAGAAUACCAGCUCUCAGAUUCCACAAAAUAUUAUCUAAAUUCACUGGAUCGCAUUGCCAACCCUUCCUAUCUUCCCACCCAGCAAGAUGUGCUCAGGGUCAGAGUGCCCACUACAGGGAUCAUUGAAUACCCCUUCGAUCUACAGAGUGUCAUAUUCAGGAUGGUAGAUGUAGGGGGGCAGCGGUCAGAAAGGCGAAAGUGGAUCCACUGCUUUGAAAACGUCACCUCCACCAUGUUCCUGGUAGCCCUCAGUGAAUAUGACCAAGUUCUAGUUGAGUCUGACAAUGAGAAUCGAAUGGAGGAAAGCAAAGCAUUGUUUAGGACGAUAAUAACAUACCCCUGGUUCCAGAAUUCAUCAGUUAUUCUUUUUCUGAACAAGAAAGACCUUUUGGAAGAGAAAAUAAUGUAUUCACAUCUUGUAGAUUACUUUCCUGAAUAUGACGGACCCCAGAGAGACGCUCAAGCCGCAAGGGAAUUCAUCCUGAAGAUGUUUGUCGACCUGAAUCCAGACUCCGAAAAAAUCAUUUACUCUCAUUUCACCUGCGCCACUGACACCGAAAACAUCCGAUUCGUGUUUGCUGCUGUCAAGGACACCAUCUUGCAGCUCACACUGAAGGAAUACAAUCUAGUCUGAAAAACCCGCUUAUGGUUUGGUCAUUGUCUUGCCGGGUUAAAGGACUCAUCAGUCUGCAGCUAGAGUCUGCCGUAAUGCUGUGAGCCAUUAAAGUCUGCUUUAACUGUUCGAGUGGUUGGCUGUCCCUGAUUCUGCUCUAUGGAAUUUCUAUCUGCUCGCUGCUUCGUCAUUAUUUAUUUGCACCUCAGAGCUACUUCACAGGGUUCAACUUGAAUGUUAUAAUUCCAUUUGAAUGAAAAAUGUUAUGUUAUUGAACAGAUUUUUUGAAGGUUUGUUCUGUAGCAGGUUCUUCAAGAUGUACACAUUGAGCUGCUUGCUGUAAAUGUUACGUAGAUUUCUCCAACUUGGACAUAUUAAUUAUUCUGUGUGGUGAGGUUAUUAGAAAGCAAUGAAAAGUACUUCUAUAUUGUAAGAUGGUAUUGUUUUUUUAAGAGUCGGCGCAAGCUUAGUAGGGUCUUUCCUCAUUUCCAAGGCACAUGCAAUGGUAAAGAAUAGAUAACAGCUAGUUUACAUUAACAUUUGCAUGAAUAAUGCCAAAGUUCUUAUAAUGUGACUUUUA
Molecule: messenger RNA, 2238 nt
Organism: Sinocyclocheilus grahami
Lineage: Eukaryota; Metazoa; Chordata; Actinopteri; Cypriniformes; Cyprinidae
Gene: gnaq
Product: guanine nucleotide binding protein (G protein), q polypeptide
Exons: 7
Coding region: 600-1679 (359 amino acids)
Biological process (GO): adenylate cyclase-modulating G protein-coupled receptor signaling pathway
Cellular component (GO): heterotrimeric G-protein complex; cytoplasm
Molecular function (GO): guanyl nucleotide binding; G protein-coupled receptor binding; G-protein beta/gamma-subunit complex binding
Source: RefSeq, a predicted model, not a curated record